This is a messenger RNA of Medicago truncatula (barrel medic), 1602 nucleotides long. Its product is annotated as ACT domain-containing protein ACR9. NCBI's taxonomy places the organism in Eukaryota, Viridiplantae, Streptophyta, Magnoliopsida, Fabales, Fabaceae. Bases 122 to 1378 code for a protein of 418 amino acids. The record is from RefSeq and is a predicted model, not a curated record. The transcript has 6 exons.
UAUCAAACAUUAUUUCACACUCUGUUCUUCUCUUCUUCUUCUCAAACCAUUCGCCGGAGCAACCUUCGCCGGAGCUCCGGCAAUGCUAUUAUCCAACCACUGAAUUCACCGUUUCUCAGUGAUGGGGAUACCAUCAGACGACCUCGUUGUGAUCCAGCAUGCCAAGAAUGCAAAUGAACCAACCAUUGUCACUGUCAAUUGUCCUGAUAAAGCUGGUCUUGGCUGUGAUCUUUGCAGAAUCAUCCUUGAAUUUGGUCUUCGUAUUACUAGAGCUGACAUUUCAACGGACGGAAGAUGGUGCUUCAUUGUUUUUUGGGUUAUUCCACAUCCAGCAUCACUCAAAAUUGAUUGGGAAAACUUGAAAACAAGGCUUCUAUCACCUUGUCCUUCAUGUUUGUUUUCUUAUAAUUUCAAUCAACGAAAUCCUUCACCACCUCCAAUUUACUUGUUGAAGGUUUGGAUUAUUGAUCAGAAAGGAUUACUACAUGAUAUUAAUGAAAUCUUGUGUAACCUUCAACUUACUAUUCAGCGAGUUAAAGUGAUGCCAACACCAGAUGGAAGGGCCCUAGAUUUGUUCUUUAUCACUGAUGAAAUGGAACUGUUUCACACAAAAGAGAGGCGAGACGAUGUAUGUCAAUAUCUUAGUGAAGCUUUAGGAGAGAGGUGUAUCUCCAGUGAACUUCAGUUGGCCGGGCCUGAAUAUGGACAUUUGCAGGGUUUUUCUUCUCUUCCACCAGCUUAUUCUGAAGAAUUAUUUGGUCCUGAGUUGGUAGACAAGGUCUCUUUGCAUCCUCUCAGUCAAGACAUGACGACACUGAAGACACCAACUGUUACAGUGGACAAUUCGUUGAGUUCAGUUCAUACCUUGCUUCAGAUACAGUGUGUUGAUCAGAAGAGCUUGUGUUAUGACCUUAUGAGGAUUUCUAAGGAUUCUGAUAUUAAGGUUGCUUAUGGUAGAUUCAAUUCAAGUGCGAAAGGCUUUCAAAAUAUUGACUUAUUUGUUCAGCAAAAAGAAGAUGGGCAAAAGAUCAUAGAUCCCGAACGUCUCAAAACUCUGUGUACCUGCUUAAAAGAAGAGAUGCUUCAUCCUUUGCGGGUGAUUAUCGUGAAUCGGGGUCCAGAUAUAGAACUGCUGGUUGCCAAUCCCGUUGAACUGUCCGGAAAGGGAAGGCCUCGUGUUUUCUACGAUGUUACGUUGGCUUUAAAAGCAUUGGGAGUAUUCAUUUUCUCGGCUGAAGUUGUUAGGCAUUCGACACAAGAACGCCAGUGGGAAGUCUACCGGUUUUUGUUGGACGAAAGCCGGGAUUUUCCACUGAACAGCAGCAAAGCUAGAAGUCAGAUUGUGGACAAAGUUAGAAGAACAUUGAUGGGUUGGUAAUCUGGUUCAGUUCAUAUCAGAUAAGAAACACUGUUUCAGUAUUUGUGCUGGUGUCCCUUUUUAAGUUACUUUCCCUAUUUAUACCAACUUGGUUUACUGUUUCAACUUGGUUUAGGUAUUAGUUAUCUAACUAAUCAUGUAAAUUUGGCUUUCUGGUAGAUUAUUUUACGUCUCUUUUCUUUGACUUCAGUGAAAAGUUUUCUCUAUAUAGGUUUUCUAUGCAA